UGAAGUACUCUAUAAAUAGGCAGCAAGAUUUGAGCUCUAAUUGUAAGCACAUACGAGAAACAAGAGGUCCCAUCUCAAGCACAUCAAUCAAAGUAUUAAGUAGUUCGCUGCUACAAGUAAUGGCUUCUUCCAAGAUCUUCGUGGUCAUUGCCAUUUUAACUGUUUCUGUUCCUUUAGUUUUAGCUGUAGAACAUUUAGUUGGUGAUGAGACAGGUUGGACUACCAACUUUAAUUAUCAAUCUUGGGCUGCUGGGAAGGAAUUUCACGUUAGUGACAAACUUGUUUUUAAGUAUCCAGCAGGGGUGCAUAAUGUACUGAGAGUUGAUGGAACUGGAUUCCAAGAAUGCACAGCACCUGCUACCACUGAGGCAUUGACAAGUGGUGAAGACACAAUCACACUCGCAUCUCCUGGAAAGAAGUGGUACAUUUGUACUGUGGGCAAGCAUUGCGAGUCUGGUAACAUGAAACUUGCUAUCACUGUGUUGCCUGAGUUGGGUUCUCCGGAAACUUCGCCAUCUCCGGUUGCCGCUUCACCUUCUCCUAGUGAAAACCCAGUAUCAGCGGCAAUAGCCGGAGUUAAUGUAUCUGGUUCCUACAUAUUGGUUUUUGCUAUAGCUGCUAUUCUGGGGUUGGUGGUAGCUUAAUAUUGAAGUGAUGUAGUGAAAGCAUCACUGUUUUGUUGUAUUGAUUAAUUGAAUGUUUCUUUAAUUGGUCUGCGUUCUUUUGGAUCUGAAAGAUAUUUGCUUGUUAUAGGGUUUGAUUGAAAUAAUAAAUCAUAUAUGUUUCUCUCAA
Molecule: messenger RNA, 792 nt
Organism: Ricinus communis (castor bean)
Lineage: Eukaryota; Viridiplantae; Streptophyta; Magnoliopsida; Malpighiales; Euphorbiaceae
Product: blue copper protein 1a
Exons: 2
Coding region: 120-644 (174 amino acids)
Cellular component (GO): plasma membrane
Molecular function (GO): electron transfer activity
Source: RefSeq, a predicted model, not a curated record